AUGAUCCUCCGGUUCCUUUCACGACAGAUUCGCGUGACUCUCUUCCUCAUCGCGACUCCCCUCUUCGCCCAUUCCACUUCCUCUUCCACAACAGACCCUACCGUCGACCCUCAUCCCUUAUUACUCCUCCCUCUUGCACGCGAGUCCUCCUUCUUCACAUUCACACUCCAACACGACACCCUUCUCUAUUCACUCAACAGCCAGGACCAUUUUUCGCCCCUGUCAGACACAUGGGGCUUCGAAAUUGUCCAACCCUUGGCGCCAUGGCUUUCCUUUGAUGCCGCCACACUGACAUUCUCAGGGACACCCACCAACGCAGACAUUGGGUUUCAUAACGUGCACCUCCGUGUCCUUAAAUCUAUAUCUGCCAUAUCGCCGUCAACAGCUACUACAGUAACAACGGAUAUUGUGAAUCUCCCAUUCCUGGUUGCCUCAGCAUCAGGAGUCGAUGCACCCCCCGAGAUUAUUCAGACUCUCCCCAUCUCACAACAAAUCUCCCAACAGAAGCAGGACCCACAAGAGGAACACAGACAGGAGGAGCAGCAGGAACAGCAUGAACAGCAUGAACGGACCCACCAACCACUGCAGGUACUGCAUCUGCAGCGGCGGGUGGACCAAGGUGAUUUAGCAACAAGCAGCGGGGCGAUGAAAGGGGCAGUUCCCUCGAUAUUUGAGCCCUAUGCAGAUGCAGAAGUCUGGGAAGGACAGUCCAACCCCUUGAGGAUUCAAAUCGACCCUCAGACAUUCGUUGUUGCAGCUCCAUCGACUACCGCAGCUGCAAGUACCGCUGAGGUAUCUUCAGCAGGACCUACCACCUACUAUGUCAAGAUUGACGGCUCAACCACACUCCCGUUCUGGCUCAAAUUCGACAUGUCUACACUCGAGUUUUCAGGCACGCCUCCCAUCGGGACAUACAAACGAACCACCAUCCUCACCGUGACCAUCGCCGCAUCCUCCGUUCCAGGUUACACCCAAGCAACAGACCGCUUCACCAUUAAGAUCCACGUCCAUUCACUGGGUCUAUCAACAUACCCUCUGCGAUCAUGUUCGUCCUCCAACCUCUAUUAUUCUCAGGAGUGGGACCUGGCUUGGCAAAGAUACCUCCCUGAUCUGGUUCUUGAACCCCAACAGCAGCACGUCAACUUUCAACUGGGCGCAGAUAUCUUUCGCGUCGACGGAUGUUCACAACCAGCACGCAACGCUGCGGCUGCUGCAGCUAUCUCUUCACCAACAUCAAACACAACGAGCAAAGACGAAUCAUCAACAAAAUCACAGCCUAUCCGGUAUCAGGCACCGUACAUCUCCCGGAUCAACAUGGCCCUUUCAACAGAGAGCACCCAGGAACUUUCCCUAUUCAACAACACUCUUCCGAACUGGCUCUCGUUUGACCACACCAGUUGGACUCUGACUGGGGACCUCCCUCAAGGCAUCCCUGAAAGACUUAUCCUGGACGUCGAGGUUGUCGAUUCUUUCAACACGUCUGCUGUCUUCAAGUUCCAAAUCUUCUCUAGCACUACACCUUUCUCAUUUAUUCACCCAGUUCCAGAUGUUUGGGUCAAGCGAGGCGAGUUGUUCAAUGUCGACCUUUUGCUCGCCUCACUCCUUUCAUACCCUACCGAGGCGACCGUUCUCCCAGUCGAACACAAGUUUCUCUUUGAGCCCAUCGACAUGACCCCCUUAUCUCAAGUCAACUCUUCCUCCUACAAUACGACCAUCACCAAGCUUGGAAAGAACCCUGUCAACCCGCUCUUGAACGCCCAAACCUCGUCUGGUUGUUCAUACACAGAUAUCUGGGGACAGGAGAGCGAGAACAAUCGAGAGGCUGGUCCCUCUCCGUUGAUUCCCAACUGGUUCAAUCGCACCUCUUUCACAUCGAACCUGCCCACACCAUCGCCACCGUCAACAACAACAACUCCCUCUGAAGCGGGCAAGAUCGAACUCCAGGGUCAUAUUCCUUGUGACAUGAUCCUUCGUGUCCGGUGGCUUGUACGCAACAGCCUAGGCCAACUGGCCUCGACCGAGUUUAUGAUCUGGGCAAACGACCAAGGACCUUCCCACGUCGUCAAACCCCACGUCGACGAACCCAAUAACCUGCACCACGGCAUCAUUGGCCUCAUUGGCGUGAAGAUUGCAGUGGGUAUUGCUUGUGCGACACCAGUCAUGAUCGCCAUCUGGUUCAUGAUCACACGGUACUGCAAGCGGUUGAGGAGACAGGAUGGAUCCAUCAAGCCAACGAUGGGCGAGGAUUUGGAGGGAGGAUGGAUCCGAUCUCUGAGUGGUGGUGAUGAGAAUGGCGGUAACGGAUUGGAUGUAAGAUCGCAGCGUCGUCGACAGCCUACGUCUGAGUUCUUACCGAACGGCGAGCCAGAGUACCGGUCGAGCUAUGAGGAUGACCCUUCGGUUGGACAUCAUGACAGUUACAGCGAAAAGUAUGUCGCCGAGCACGGUCCACAUAUCUAUACGACGACAUCGGGCGAUGAAGGCGAGGGCAGUGGUAGUUCUAAGCGGACCUCGAUUCUUGGAUGGAUCUUUGGGGACAGGAACCCUGGUGAAGAGGAACUGUCUGCUGCUGCAGCGGCAGCAGAGAUGAAUCGGCGGCGGAUGAGUGAGCCAUUGACGUUCAGUCUGAAGAGAAUCUCGGUCGGCUACCCUUUCGAAUCCAACAGGUUUGGAUUUGUCAACGGUAACAGGACCAGUCUCUAUGACUCUGGUGCAGGCACCUCCACCAAUGCCUCCAGCCCUUCAGCUCCCACCCAACAGAACAACACUACCGAGCCAGGUCAAGUCGCCUCUGGCACAAAACCAAGCUCCAAGCCUCCCUCAGCGUCGGUAUCAAGAAAGCUAUCCAACAGGAGUUCUUCUGCCUUCAAGAAGGGGUCCAAGCGUCUCUCCAAGCUGGUCAAGGACAAGGAUGCCAUCAAAGACCAUGCGACAAAGCGAGAUGCAACAGCGGCAGCGGCAAGACAGCUGGGUGUGAAUUCUGCCUACCAGACUGUACGACCAUGCCAUUCGUUCUUGUCGACUGGAACGGGGUACAUGGCGAGUAUGAGCGAGUGCAACACUUCGAUUGAUGAGCGACAAGACAGCGGGCGGAACUCUGAUGAGGAGACGGAGGAGGACCGGCGGGUGGAUCGAUCGAAUGCGGAUAAGGAGAGUCAGAGACCAUGGACACCAUCGACCUUCUUGAUGAGGCCCAAGGGGUUGCGACCCAACCGGGAUGUGGAGUUUGUUGGAGGUAGUGAGGAGAGCGAGCCAGAGUAUCGGGGCCUGAGUGAGGGUAUUCAUCGGUCUGACUCUGGGGCAUUGAUGACUGGUUCGAGCAGCAUGGCGUUCUCUGAGCUCGUGAAGGACAGUCCUCGCAGCAACACCAAGGCACCCCCAUCGAUCAAGACUUCCUUCCUGGACCUGGGCCGUGCUUCUUCAACACCUCUUCCUUGUUGGACAUCGGCUCUGCAGGUCCCUGGCCUCGAUUCAGACAGAGACAGCACAGCAUCACUGUCAUCGACCCGUACAGCGCCUGUCACCGGAUCGGAGGUCCUUUUCACAAAGGAGCGUCAGUCAAGUGUCCACGCAGGUCCCGGAUCCUUUCAGCGCCGUUCAAUCGUCGAGUUCCUGCAGUCGAACGACGACCCCAUUUCGCCUCUCUCUGCCUUCUCUGCCAGCUUACCCUCCUGGUCUCACGUUGCUGAGUCAUCCUCCUCCCUCAGCAGCAGCAGCAGCAACAAGGGCAUUCUCAAGAACAGUGCGCUGUCGUCACAAGAGGAGAGCAGCAGUGCCAGUGACGAGAACCGUGAUUCGAUCUACUCGAUCGGCAAGGAGGGGCCUCACGAGAUUACCAAGUGGAUGGUUGUUCCUAGCAACCAGACAUUCAGAAGCGUUUCUGUGCGCAAGAAUAAUAACAGCGGUGAUAAGGAGCAGAAGGAGACGUCUGAGUGGAUCUCAGACCCGGUGAUGUGCGAGAGUGGGAUGGCGAGGGAGGAAACGCAUGGCAAGGCUGUUGAUCGGAACCAGGAUGAGUAUGACCAGCGCCAUCGCUCUCUUCCUUAUGAAAUUGGAACUGUUGACUCGCCAUUGCCACCACGCCAGGCGACUUUGGCCUCAUCCAAGGAGUCCUCUUCAGCCACUCCUCCUGUAAUUCCCACAAGCCCUCCCUCGCGCUCCCUCAGCAACGGGCUCUCUCACAUGUCCUCGAUCCACCACCAACCCUUAAUUCGCCACUCAAUGGACCGCAUGCGCCCCGUCUCCUAUCCAAUCCUCGAAUCCGCCCCUAUCGCUAAUGCAGUGACCCCCCGCCGGUUCGUCAAAGCAGCCAUCGGCACCGCCUUCCACUCAACCUCCUCCAUCCGAGACCCCAUGGCGUCUCUGUCGUCGAUUGAUGUUGAGCGGGAGGAUUUGGCGGCGAGGCCUAGGCGCAAAUUGCCGGAGUGGAUUCAAUUCAAUAGCAAGAUGCGGUCUCUUUGGGGGCGACCUAUCCCGGGCACUGCUGGCGAAUGGCAAGUCAGUAUGGUCCAGACCCAGCUUAUUCCCUCCACGACAGAGACAGCAACAGCAGCAUCAACAACAGUGCUUAUGAUGGUGACUCCCUCUCCCUCCACGGCUUUGACAUCCUCUACCGUUGCCGCUUCAGCAGGUCCUGUUGUUAUGACAGGCGGACAACAUCCUACUUCAGGCCAACAAGGAUUAGGCGCAGCAACAGAGGCGGGCUCGUCUUUGGAAUCAGCCUUGGAAGGGGAGCAGCAGCAGAAAAAGGAGGCUAUUGUGGAAGGAGAGGGGCUGCAGACCCAGGAUGUUGAAGUCGAGUUGGUUGUGUUACUUGUCCGAGAACCGGGCGAGACCCCUCUUUCACCAUCCCUGGGAGCGACCCGAUCUCGAACCUUUCCUAGCCUUGUUCAGGCUCAAGACCCGGCAUCACAAGUGCAGGUGCAGGUGCAAUUGCCGCCACCGUCCUCUUCUAGAUUGUCGACGAUGUCAUCCUCUCUGACAGCUCCUUCCUUGGCCACACCCGAUUCGCCGCCCGCUUCUUUCAUCGGACAGAACGAGGUCCAGAGCCAGGGCAAUACAAAGAUCACUGUGGCGACUCCUGUGGUGGUCGAGAUGGUUGCAGCGGUGAAACCAUCGCUGGUGUCACCGAUUUCACCUAUCUCGCCGCUAUCGGAUAGCGUUAGCGCUGCUGCUGCUCCAUCUCCAUCAUCAUCUGCAUCGCCCCCUUGCUUGCAGCAAGGCCAGCAGCAGCAAGAACAACAACAACAGCAGCAGCAACAACAACAACAACAGUCCUCAGCCUCAGCUACUACAGCUACCACUACGAGCAAGGCCGUGUCGAUUGCCAAUGACGGUUCAAGUAGUCUAGGACAGAGUCCUCCUCGUUCUAGUGCUGCGCGUGCGGUAGGCCAGCGAGUGCUUGCGGAGCGCCGUAGGAUAGAGGCAAUGAUGAUGAAAAGUCAGCAAGGUCAGUGA
Molecule: messenger RNA, 5457 nt
Organism: Linnemannia hyalina
Lineage: Eukaryota; Fungi; Mortierellomycota; Mortierellomycetes; Mortierellales; Mortierellaceae
Source: the annotation of a GenBank genome assembly